AUGUCCGAGAACUACGAGUCUUAUCGCUACCGUCGCAACGAGAGAUCGAGACGGCGACGCAGGUCGUGCAAGAGGUCUCCAGAGCGCCAGUAUGCCUGCCCUGACCCAGAACAACCGCCAGCCAGUGGCCCUCCUCCCGCUUCUCGACCAGCCCAGCCACCUCAGCAGCCGCCCAUUCUCCUUUCACAUAUUCAUCCAGUCACUCUCGAAGAGAAUAUCCAAGGGGGAAAGGGCGUCUAUGCCUCUGUCAGCGUGCUGGAACCCGUGAUGCGGAUUGAGCGAUCUGGCACCUACAAUUGUGGAGAUCCCAGCGCAAGACCUGUCUAUCGAAUCAUUGUCAGUUUCAAGCUGCAGUUCAACAUCAAUCGAUCGACCGGAGAACUCCAACGGCACAACCGCAUCUUCGACUCGGUCAACGUUCGCUAUCUCUACCGCAGCGGCGAGCGCCAUGACGUUCUGCCCAAGGGCGAUGAUGUUGUUUCGGACAUCGCCAUGCGCAAUGAAAGCGGCGUAUCAACCGACUUGACAGCCGGAGUCACCGCCACAGGUGUCGGACACCCCCUCCCAGCUUUCACGGCCCAUGCUCAGCAUGCCAGCAAGGUCACCUACGAGCGCAAGCUUCGGAGCUGGCGCAAGUCCCUCACCUACGAAACUUACCCCCAGCCUCGAUCCGACUGUCGCGACUCCUACCGGCCAACUAUAACCUCGCUGCUCGGCCUCCCGUUUGCCUGCCCAGUUCCAGAACCAUCCGAGUCCUCAUUUCGCGUCUCAUCUUCCCACGUCAGCGGCUGUUCCUGUCGAAGGCAUCGCGAGUGCCGACACCGCAGUUCUCUGACAUGGCCCUACAACCGAGCAGCCCACUGGUCAGGACAGACAGAAGCCCAAUUACACUUGUGGACACCAGAGAUUUACGAGAACAUGACCUGUCCGGUCACCGUCAAUCGGGAAGUCGACGCGGCUUUGAUUGAUAGUAUCUUGAAAGUUAACAAGAAGGGCUGGAGUAAUGAGGAUGGACUUAGGGAACUCAGAAGAUACCUUCACUUUGAUUUCGAUGUUGAAGUCCGCUUGAGAGAGAUAGGUUGGGGCUUCAUGGGAAUGUUCCGAUCGACAUCACAGCCGCCUGAGAUCAGAGCACGGAACGACUCUGGGAAACCGCUCUGCCCUGACAGGACCGAGUUUUGCGUCUCUUGCUGCACAAGCAAGAUCGUCUGGCCCAAGUACGAGACAAGAGAUUUGCAGAGUGAAGCGGAGGACCAGAUUGCAAAGUACGGCUUCAUCCGGCGCCUCCAGUCCCCUCAAGAGUAUCAAGCCUCCCUUGAAGCGGGCGGUGCACCGACAGUGAGCGCCGGUUCCAGCACCGCCGUUGGAGUCGGAGUAGGUAUCGGAGCAGGUGUAGCACCACCUCCGCAACCUACACCCCAAGCUCAGCCCACGAGGCAGGUGGCACAGCCGCCGCCAACAAACUCUAGGGAAAGACCACCUCCCCCAGCACCAGAAGAGGAAGACCGUUUUUCUUCCGUUCCCACUAGUAACAAUGACCAGUCUAACUCGCCAUCGUCCUACAGAAGAGUUAUGUUCUCGCCUGACUACAUGGACCCGAAGCGUAUCUACCAUCGCCGGCACGAGCAAGAAGACGAGGAGAAACAGGGAGAGGAAUGCGGAGAGAGCCAAACCAGCGGGUGUACGACGUGUACGAGUACGGAAGUGGCAUUUUGCCGAUCGAAGCUACGAGAGAGGAGAGGGAGGAGGAGAUCGAGGUUGUCGAGUACGACUGGGGUGACGGAGAAGAGCAGAAACUCGGAGCCGAAGGAGCUGGAUACACCUAUGGAUGUUGAUACUCCGGAAAAUGUCAAGGAGAUCCGUAUUGUCCUGGGCCGGGAGGACAGCAAGCGGACAGGGAGCACACACCAGGUUGCUGGGCUGGAACCUGGAGCCUCGAGAACCAGAGAAAGAAUUUACAGGGAAACAAUGUCAAUUUCUGAGUGUAGUUCUAGCUUUUGUGUCGGAGGUUCAAGUGGUGUAGGUGGAGACGGCAUUGAGUCAGCGGUAAUGACAGAGAGCCGUGAUCGGUUGCUGGCGAGCAUCAUGUCGGAGGCGGGUGGGUACGGGAGUUUCUUGUUCGCACUGAGCAAUUAUGAUAGUUCGGACGACGAGGGAUUGUCGGGAUGGGUUACUGUUGAUGCUAAAGUAUGUGAGUGUUAA
This is a messenger RNA of Podospora anserina S mat+, 2202 nucleotides long. RefSeq lists its product as uncharacterized. Bases 1 to 2202 code for a protein of 733 amino acids. Lineage: Eukaryota; Fungi; Ascomycota; Sordariomycetes; Sordariales; Podosporaceae. The transcript has 3 exons. The record is from RefSeq and is a predicted model, not a curated record.